AUGGCAUCGCUGCUGAGUCCAUCGGUGGAGGGAGAGGAAUUAUAUUUAUACUUAGCGGUAACCCCGCAUGCCGUGAACUCAGCAUUGAUAAGAGAGGAAGAUAAAGUGCAAAGACCUGUGUACUAUACAAGCAAGGCAUUGAAAGGAGCGGAAGGACGGUAUCCACAAAUGGAGAAAUUAGCCUUCGCAUUGAUCACCGCUUCUAGGAAGCUGAGGCAUUAUUUCCAAGCGCAUGUCAUUAAUGUCAUGACAGAUCAUUCGCUCAAGAAGGCAAUGAAUAGACUGGAAGCUACAGGACGAUUAAUCCAGUGGGCUGUGGAGCUCAGUGAGUUUGAUAUUAGGUAUCAACCAAGGCAUGCCAUAAAAGCUCAAGCCCUAGCAGAUUUUAUUGCAGAGUUUACCCCAAGUCAUAAUGAGACAGAAGACAGUAAGAGAUGGAUCGUCCACGUGGAUGGUUCGUCUACACGGCAUGCAGGAGGAAUUGGUGUGGUCCUGCAAUCGCCAGAAGGAGAUAAACUGAAACAUAAAGUCCGUCUACAGUACCAAGCAACUAACAAUGAAGUCGAAUAUGAAGCCCUCCUCAAAGGGCUAGAAUUGGCUAAGUCUGUGGAAGCCAAGUUCAUAUGUGUCAUGGGGGAUUCUCAACUGAUCAUGGGGCAAGGAGGAGAACUGGAAGCUGAUACUAUAGCAAAAGAAGCCUCAGCAAAUGAAUCAAUAGAGAAGUCAGAUGAAGUUCAAUAUAUGCCAAGUAUAGAUGUCCCGGAAGUACAACAGGUGGAUAACAGAGAAAAUUGGAUGACCCCCAUUAUAUCAUACUUGAAAGACGAACGACUACCAGAAGAGAAGGACGAGGCCAGGAAGGUGAGGGUGAGAUCAGCUAGAUACGUCCUUAUGAAUGAAGUGCUAUACAAGAGAGGUUUCUCUCAGCCUUACCUUAGAUGCUUAGCUCCGGACGAAGCAAACUACGUACUGAGAGAAGUUCAUGAAGGGGCAUGUGGCAAUCAUUCAGGAGCCAGAUCACUUGUCCACAAGGUCGUCUGUGCAGGGUAUUACUGGCCGAACAUGCAAGCUGAUGCUAAAGCAUACGUUAAGGUCUGCGACCAGUGCCAGCGAUUUAGCAACGUCCCUAGGCAACCAUCGGAAUACCUCACCCCAAUGGUGGCACCGUGGCCCUUCGCACAAUGGGGACUGGACAUUUUGGGUCGCUUCCCUUUGGGAAUAAGGCAGAUGAAGUUUUUAGUGGUGGGUAUCGAUUACUUCACCAAAUGGGUGGAAGCAGAACCGUUGGCAAAUAUCACACAACAGAAUGUGAAAAAUUUCGUGUGGAAGAACAUUACUCGGCUUGAGGAGGCAAAUGGAGUAUGGCCAGAUGAAUUACCAGGAGUUUUAUGGGCGUACAGGACCACAGUGAGAACCCCUACAGGGGAGACUCCUUUCAAGUUAGCCUAUGGAAGCGAUGCAGUCAUACCUGCAGAGGUACAUAUGGCUAAUCACAGGGUGAUGAUGUAUCAAGACAAGGAUAAUGAGGACCAGCUUCGUCUGAACCUCGAUCUAAUAGACGAGGUAAGGGCAAACGCAGAACACAGGGCAGCAAAGUACAAGAACCUCAUAGCUAGGCAGUAUGAUGCGAUGGUGAAGCCUAGGCAUUUCAACAUAGGAGAUCUCGUCCUGAGAAAGUUUGAAACUACUAUCUUAUUACUUAUUAUGGUUGUGUUAUGGUUAUGGACGAAGUUAUGA
Quercus lobata is the source of this 1737-nucleotide messenger RNA. RefSeq lists its product as uncharacterized. The record is from RefSeq and is a predicted model, not a curated record. Gene Ontology annotation, molecular function: nucleic acid binding; RNA-DNA hybrid ribonuclease activity. Lineage: Eukaryota; Viridiplantae; Streptophyta; Magnoliopsida; Fagales; Fagaceae. Bases 1 to 1737 code for a protein of 578 amino acids. The transcript has 4 exons.